Trematosphaeria pertusa is the source of this 1403-nucleotide messenger RNA. Its product is annotated as hydroxymethylglutaryl-CoA lyase. Lineage: Eukaryota; Fungi; Ascomycota; Dothideomycetes; Pleosporales; Trematosphaeriaceae. Gene Ontology annotation, biological process: ketone body biosynthetic process; L-leucine catabolic process. The record is from RefSeq and is a predicted model, not a curated record. Gene Ontology annotation, molecular function: hydroxymethylglutaryl-CoA lyase activity. Bases 82 to 1281 code for a protein of 399 amino acids. The transcript has 2 exons.
GGCCGCGUGAAGCUCUCACCACAUUUCCGGUGCAUCAGAGUUCUCAACCUCUGCUGCCAUUGCCACCCUUGCUUCCUUCGAAUGUCGUCGAAAUUCGUGUGUCUGCGCUCUGCGCGCCUCGCUGCACGCCAUCCCCUCAGAAGGACCUUCGCCACCGCGACCCCGAAGGGCGCUGACUUUGUGCGCAUCGUGGAGGUUGGACCAAGAGAUGGACUGCAAAAUGAGAAGCAGAGCAUACCAGUCGCGACAAAGAUGGAGUUGGUGGAGAGGCUGGCGAAGACCGGCUUGAGGACGAUUGAAGCUGGCUCGUUCGUGGCGCCAAAAUGGGUUCCGCAGAUGGCGAACUCUUCGGAAAUCCUAGAGCGCAUCCUCCAAUCGCCACCGCAAUCCCCGCAUCCCAUAACGUACCAAUUCCUCCUCCCGAAUGUCAAAGGCCUGGAUAACUUUCUCUCCGUCUGGCAAGCGAAAGGCUCUGGAAACAGCGCAUACCCUACGCCGCCGCCAUCGCCGAGCAGCGAAGGUGGCCCAGCAAUGAAUACAUCUUCACAAGAUCCUAACGCAAUGCCCUCAGCAUCGUCUGGCGCAGACGCAAUGACCAAGGAAAGAGGCAGUUCUUCCGCCUCGGCAACAACGCCUGAGAUUGAGCUCUCCAUAUUCACAGCGGCAACGGAGACAUUCACACAGAAGAACACAAACUGCUCGAUAGCAGAAUCAUUGAAGAGGUUCGAACCUAUAAUGGCAAAGGCGAAGGAGCUGGACCUCAACGUGCGGGCAUACAUCUCAGUAGCUUUGGGCUGUCCAUAUGAAGGGCCAAACGUAGAUCCGCACAAGGUAGCUAAUCUGGCUGUGAGCUUGCUUGAGAUGGGCGCAGAUGAGAUCUCAGUAGCCGACACGACGGGCAUGGGCACAGCCCCAAAGACGGCAGAGCUGCUAAAGACACUGAGCGCCGCAGGCAUCGAGAAGAACGAUCUCGCACUACACUUCCACGAUACAUAUGGCCAGGCCUUGGUGAACUCCGUCGUUGCGCUGGAGUAUGGCAUACGGACUUUUGACGCUGCGGUUGCCGGCCUAGGAGGCUGCCCAUUCAGCCCAGGCGCAACAGGGAACGUCGCAACAGAGGACAUGGUUCAUUGCUUCCAUAGCCUGGGCGCAAAGACGGGCGUGGAUAUUGAGAAGUUGUCGGAGGUGGGCGAGUGGAUUUCAAAGGAGAUUGGGAGGCCGAAUGAGAGUAGAGCGGGGAAGGCGACCCUGGCUCAACUGCGAAAGAGCCGCGAGCAGUAAUAGGGGAUGCCCGCGAGGGUCAUACCCAUGAUAGCUCAGCAAGAAGAUCACUAUGUAUGGACCAAUCCUGUGUACAACUACUAUAGUAAGCAGUUGCAAAAGGAUGUCGGCCGUAGGUUCGG